Molecule: messenger RNA, 4952 nt
Organism: Amyelois transitella
Lineage: Eukaryota; Metazoa; Arthropoda; Insecta; Lepidoptera; Pyralidae
Product: chitin synthase chs-2
Exons: 24
Coding region: 170-4777 (1535 amino acids)
Cellular component (GO): cell periphery; cell septum
Molecular function (GO): chitin synthase activity
Source: RefSeq, a predicted model, not a curated record
CAGGCACUUGAAUAUAAUUAAUAUAAUUUGUUUUAUUUCGUAUCGACAGUUUGAGGAUAACACACUAAUCGGAUUCAGCCCGUUUGUUUUGUGUUUGUCCCUUUGAGUGGUGCAAGGAUGUUGUUUUUAUGACAUAUUUUUAUGUCAAAAUAUUUAAGAAGCAUAGGAGAUGACGACAGUAACGUCAGGCUUUACAAAAGCACCAGGGUUUGCAGACGAUGGCAACCAGUCCGACGAGGACUAUGUGCCCCUCUACGAUGACGAUGAACCAGAUCAGCGAACGGCACAGGAGACGAAAGGAUGGAAUUUGUUCCGAGAACUUCCUGUCAAGAAGGAGAGCGGCUCCAUGGCUUCAUCCGAAUGGAUAGACAUCAGCGUCAAGGCUCUCAAACUGCUUGCUUACAUACUAACAUUUAUAGUAGUGCUGGGCUGCGCGGUUAUAGCCAAAGGCACUUUACUAUUUAUAACGUCACAGUUGAAGAAGGGCCGCGAGAUUGUACACUGUAACAGAGCUUUAGCUUUAGAUCAACAAUUUUUAACAACGCUUACUUUAGAAGAGCGUGUCACAUGGCUCUGGGCCGCGCUUAUAGUUUUCGGUGCGCCGGAACUUGGAGUACUUCUUAGAUCUGUUAGAAUAUGUUUUUUCAAGACUGUAAAAAAACCAACUGCCACACAAUUUUUUAUCGCGUUCAUCGUCGACACGUUACACACGAUAGGAGUAGCAAUGUUGAUUCUCAUUGUUCUUCCCGAAUUGGACGUGGUAAAGGGCGCUAUGAUAAUGAAUGCCCUAUGCAUAGUACCAGGGUUUCUCAACGCGGUUACAAGAGAUAGGUCAGACCCUCGCUACUCCAUGAAGCUGAUUCUGGACGUGCUUUCAUUAUCUGCCCAAGCGACAGCAUUUGUUUUAUGGCCCAUGCAAAGCGAUAAACCAAUCCUGUGGUGCUUGCCUUUAGCAUGUGUUUUCAUAUCUCUGGGAUGGUGGGAGAACUUUGUGCGCGUGCCGGAUAAACAUUCACCAGUUUUCUACAUUUAUAUGUGCGACCUCCGCGACGGACUGAAGAAGUGUCGCUACUACAGCGAGAGGUUCCUAACUCUAUGGAAGCUAGUUGUGUUCGCGGGGUGCGCGAUGAUAUCGCUACACUUGCAAGACGAUGACCCUUUUUCGUUUUUCACGUCUAUCGCCACGGCGUUUGGUGAACGGAACUAUACCGCACAUGAGUUUCACGUGUUUCAAGAUUUACACACCGUGGACGACCUAAAUUUCCAAUUCACAAAUAAGGUCUUUACUCUUCCGGCAUCAUGGAGUUCAUCUCUCUGGGUUUCCCUGAUCCAAGUUAUAGCCGCUUACGUAUGCUACAUUAGCGCCAAGUUCGCGUGCAAGAUACUCAUACAGAGUUUCAGCUUUGCAUUUUCUUUGAGUCUCGUGGGGCCAUUCACUAUAAACCUUCUUAUUGUGUUUUGUGGCAUAAGAAACAUGAACCCAUGUGCGUUCUAUGGAACUAUACCGGAUUAUUUGUUCUUCGAAAUUCCACCAGUAUACACACUCCGAGAUUACUUGGGUCCCGGAAUGGCCUGGGUAUGGGUACUGUGGCUGAUGUCGCAAGCCUGGAUCUGCUUCCACGCGUGGCAGCCUCGCUGCGAGCGACUGGCGGCUACAGACAAACUGUUCUGUAAGCCCUGGUACAACGGCCCGCUCAUUGACCAGUCAUUAUUGAUGAACAGAACCCAUGACGAGGAAACCGAUAUAUCAUACGAGGAGCUGAAAGAAAAGAAGAAAGAACCAUCGGAAUCCAGUGAAGAUGGCGAUAAAGACGUCAGACCUACUGACAGCAUAACAAGGAUAUACAUAUGCGCGACGAUGUGGCAUGAAACAAAAGAUGAGAUGAUAGAGUUUUUGAAAUCCAUCUGCCGACUGGACGAAGACCAAUGUUCGCAUCGAGUCGCUCGCAAGUACUGGGGCAUCGUCAACAGCGACUAUUAUGAGUUGGAAGCUCAUAUUUUCAUGGAUGACGCUUUUGAAAUAUCAGACCACAGUUCUGAGGAAUCGCAAGUGAAUUCGUUUGUUAAAUGUCUGGUGAAUACUAUGGAUGAAGCGGCUUCAGAAGUACACGUAACCAAUGUCAGGUUAAGGGCUCCCAAGAAAUUCCCCACGCCAUACGGUGGCCAACUUGUUUGGACACUGCCUGGGAAGAACAAGUUAAUAUGCCAUAUGAAGGAUAAGGCUAAAAUAAGACAUAGGAAGCGUUGGUCGCAGGUGAUGUACAUGUACUACCUGCUCGGCCACCGCCUUAUGGAUCUGCCGAUCUCUAUCGACCGCAAAGAGGUGAUCGCAGAGAAUACCUACCUCCUUGCGCUGGAUGGAGAUAUCGACUUCCAACCGUCCGCUGUCACGCUGCUAGUCGAUUUGAUGAAGAAAGAUAAGAACUUGGGUGCGGCCUGCGGUCGUAUCCAUCCUGUUGGCUCGGGCUUCAUGGCGUGGUACCAGAUGUUCGAGUACGCCAUCGGCCAUUGGCUGCAGAAGGCGACUGAACACAUGAUCGGCUGCGUACUCUGUAGUCCCGGAUGCUUCUCCCUCUUCAGAGGAAAGGCUUUGAUGGAUGACAACGUGAUGAGAAAAUAUACGUUAACCUCACAUGAAGCUCGGCAUUACGUGCAAUACGAUCAAGGAGAAGAUCGUUGGCUUUGCACCCUACUUCUUCAACGUGGUUACAGGGUGGAGUAUUCCGCCGCAUCUGACGCCUACACACAUUGUCCUGAGAGGUUCGACGAGUUCUACAAUCAGCGCCGUCGCUGGGUGCCAUCCACCAUGGCCAAUAUCCUGGAUCUUCUUGUUGACUACAAACACACUGUGAAAGUCAACGAUAGUAUUUCUACUUUGUAUAUUAUGUAUCAGAUAUUCCUCAUGGUAGGCACGGUGCUGGGCCCCGGCACCAUUUUCCUGAUGAUGGUGGGCGCUAUGAAUGCGAUCACCGGCAUAAGCAAUAUUGACGCCCUCAUUUUAAACCUCAUACCCAUCGCCAUCUACAUCACAGUCUGCAUGACAUGCAAGUCAAAUGUACAGAUUUUCCUGGCUAACGCAAUAACGUGCGCAUACGCAAUGGUAAUGAUGCUUGUAAUCGUAGGCAUAGCUCUACAGAUAACAGAAGACGGCUGGCUAGCGCCAUCUAGUAUCUUCACCGUGGUAACUUUUGCCUCUUUCUUCUUGACGGCAGUCAUGCACCCUCAAGAAAUAAUAUGCCUAUUGUACUUGGGAGUGUACUACAUAACCAUUCCAAGCAUGUACAUGUUGCUGAUCAUUUAUUCUCUGUGCAACUUGAACAAUGUUACUUGGGGUACCAGGGAAAUUGCCCAAAAGAAAUCUGCUAAGGAAUUGGAAAUGGAAAAGAAGGAAGUCGAAGAAGCUAAGAAGAAGAUGGAUAGUAACGCUGUUAUGAAAUGGCUCGGGAAGUCUGAAGAGGAGAGCGGGUCCAUAGAGUGUGGUGUUUCGGGGCUGUUCCGUUGUAUGUGCUGCACUAACCCCAAAGACCACAAAGAAGACUUGCAUUUACUUCAAAUUAGCACCGCCAUUGAGAAGAUGGAGAGGAAAUUGGAUUCUCUUGGAGCAACUAGCGAGCCUGUAGAAGCACCUCGACGGCGGUCGUCGAUAGGGCUUCGGCGAGAGUCCGCCAGGAGGGAGUCGAUGGGGAUGCGCCGCGAGUCGCUUAAUAUUCUACAGGAGUACGCUGAUAGCGAUGACUCUACCGAUAUACCCAAGGAAGAAAGAGAUGAUUUAGUCAAUCCAUAUUGGAUUGAAGACCCUGGACUACAGAAAGGAGAAGUUGAUUUCCUGUUGACAGCCGAAAUUGAGUUCUGGAAGGAUUUGAUCGACACGUACUUGAGACCUAUUGAAGAAAAUAAAGAAGAACAGGAACGCAUCAAAACCGACUUGAAAAACUUGCGCAACACCAUGGUGUUCGCGUUCAUAAUGCUAAACUCCCUGUUUGUGCUCACAAUAUUCCUGCUGCAACUCAAUCAAGACCAACUCCACAUCCGCUGGCCGCUGGGAGAGUCGGUGGUUAUUACUUAUGAUGAUGAUAUGAAUAUUGUUAAUCUGAACCGAGAGUACCUAAUGUUGGAGCCGAUCGGGUCUUUAUUCCUCAUAUUCUUCGGGUCGGUGAUGGUGAUCCAAUUCACCGCCAUGUUGUUCCACCGGCUCGGAACCCUCACGCAUCUGCUGGCGACCGUUCAGCUCAAUUGGUUCUUCACUAAGAGGCCCGAAGAUACAACAGAUCACGCGAAGAUCGAGCGCGAAGCCAUUAUCUUGGCGAAGAACAUGCAAAAGGUGGACAUGAGUGAUUUGGACGGAAGAAUUGACGACGACAAGGAUGUGACCCGGAGGAAAACUUUACAUGCUCUAGACAAGGCCAGAGUCACGAAGAGCAACGUGUUCAAUUUAGACGAAAACUUUAAGAGGCGCAUGACCAUAUUGGAAAACGCUGAUCCGAAAGUGUUAUCGGGUCUCCCGUGGCUGGGCGGCGACGUGGCGGCGCGCCGCGCCACGCUGCGCGCGCUGCAGACGCGGCGCGACUCGCUGGCCGACAAGCGCCGCUCCGCGCUGCCCGCCCGGCCCUCCGGCGACGACUUCCUGUACGGAGUGCCCGGCACUUCCGGAAUCCGGCCUAGACGGGAUACAGCGGCGAGCGUGUACGUGAACAACGCGUAUGAACCCGCCCUCGACAGCGACGAAGACGAAGCACCGAGGCAAAGCAUUGUGCGCUUUAGAGAAAAUUACGCCUAAUAUUCGUAUUAAAGAUUGCCUAUGAAUUAAUGGCAAUCAUCUCAGCCGAGAAGUCCACUGUCGGAUAGGUAAAGGAUAUUUCUAAACAUUUACACCUCGACCAGUCGGAAACAGCACGAAUCCAGCGUUUCUCGCUGGAUUCGGGGUUCCUAGAGAAUCGACUAUUCAAAUAUGU